AAGGAAGAGAUUAGUUUGUCUGUGAGCAGCCUGGUGCCGUAGAAGUAGAGUGAGGCACCCAGAGUUUACUUAGCGUGGUCCGCCUCCUGAUUCGCACAGCCUAGAGACUGGCUCCUAGGGCAGGAAGGAGUGAGGAGUUUCAUGUGGGCCACUCCCCUUCCCUUACUAGAGGUGCUGAAGUGCCAGGCUUCUGAGGCCUGAGCACCAAGUGGGGGAGUGUGGAGCUAAGAAGCAUGGGUGGGAAGCUCUGAGCCUAGGGUGCCCUGCUCUGCCUGGCUCUGGGAAGUCAUCCUACCUUGGUUUAGGUCCCUCCCAUUAAAAUUCUGAAACACAGGAUUACAAAGAGCAUUGUUUUCUAGAGUCUCACCAUGAGUGGCUGAUCAUUGUUCCCAGGUAUUGGGGAGGCCCAUGCCUACAUUGCAGGUGGACAGAAAGGUUUUGAAUUGUCACCUCAGGUGCACAGACCACAUAGUCCUGCCAGCCUUCAAAGUGACAGACUGUCAUGGAACUGGAGGGAAGGAAGUUGUGGAAGAUUUUAUGUGACGUGUUUGUCACUGUCUGAACUACUCAGAAUCACAAGAAAGGGACACUGGAGACCUUUGAAGAAAGAGUCACAGAGGAAGGAAAGUCACAGAUAGUGGAAAAGACCUUGGAAUUUGGUGUGGGUACACUUGCCUGCUGGGCUGCAGCUGGACAAGGAGGAUGGGCAGCUGCUAAAGCUGGGUGUUAAGGAGGGUCUCUGAGUCUGUUUUGUGCUGCUAUGACAGAGUUUCUGAGACUUGGCAGUUGAUAAAGAACAAAGUUUGAUUUCUUCCAGUUCUAGAGGUUGAAAGUCUUAGAUCAAGGGCCCAUGAUGAGUGAGGGCCUUCAUGUGUGACAGAGGCACAUGGGAGAGAGGGGAGGGACUGAACUUAUCCUUUAGGUCAGACUCAAUCCUGUGCUAAGGGUUGGGAAUCCAGUCAGGACGGCUCUGUCCUGUGAUCCAGAACCAUCCUGAAGGGUCCCACCUCUCAGCUCUUGCACUAGGGAUCACCUGUCUAAUUUUAGUGACUUUGGGGGAUGCACUCUAACCAUGGCAGAAGCAGUGCAGCUGUGGAGUGGUCCACACACAAAGGGCUUGGGUUCUUCUGAAAUAAUUUAUUGGAAUGGCUUUGGAAAGUAGACACCCAAGAGUUGAGCUCCCAACUGGACCCAGUGCUUGCUCCCUGUGAGCAAGAGCAGGACAGGUUGAAUCAGAGGAAGCCAUGAUUUGAAGAGGAGGCUGUUCUUCGAAUGUUUAGAAUCUAGUGUGUGGGUAGCACAGACAGCCCUUUAGGGGCUUUUCUUACAUGUUAGAAGUUACUCUGAGGAAGGUUUCCCCCUGGGUAUUGUGGGGUGUCCUGAGGUGGGGUGUCCAGGGCACUGCAGAGUGCUGAGGAGCAUCUCUGGCACCCACUCCUUGUUGGAGCAACCACACAUGUCCCAAUGUAGGGCCCAGUGUCUCCUGGGGACAGAAUUGCUCAAAGUGAGAGCCCACAGUUGGGGAUUAUCUUAAUGCUUCCUGCAUUUUGAAGUCAUUCCUGCAUGCAGCGACUCUGCUGACCUUCUCUAUUGCUCUAGCUUUUUUGGGGGAUGGGAUGUGUUGCCAGAGUAAGCACAGUUUUACUCCUUGUGGCCUGGUUCCAAUGUGUGCCUUCAUUUGUUCUGUGUGGAUUUAGGACUUAUUUCCUGUGUUGGGCUGGUCUAAGUCCUGCAAAAUUGGCCACAGAUUUGGAAUGUGUUUUUAACUUGCAUUUGAUUUCAGAGGUUUAGUAGGCCAUCUGCAGAGAGCUAGCACUGUCACCCCUGACGAGGGCUAGUAACUCGGUGCUCUCCACACCUCCUGGGAGCACAGUGGUCUUGAUGCUAACCCUUCCCUUUGCCAGAGAGAUUGAAGCUCAUGAGGUGAGGGAAUUUGGCUUAGGGUCACCCAGGGAAUGGACUGGCCAGACGGGGAGUCCCAGGCCCUUCCACUGUCCUGGUGGCACAGAGAAUGCAUGUGGGCUGGGCCCCACUGUUCUCCCAUGUUGCAAUUUUGUUGUCUCUGUGUGUAAGACCUUUUGUCCCAGGCAGGCCCAGUCCUGUGGCACGACUGUUCCUUUGGAAGGUGCUACAAGCAGUUGUGCCACUUUACCAUGUCAUUCACUAUAAUUGAUGUGAAUGGUGCUUUAGGCAGGAGGCCACCUCCUUGACAAGUGCUUUGCUUUAGUCUUUUUUUUUUUGGCAGUGCGAAGGAUGAACCCAGGGCCUUGGACAUGCUAGGCAAUCACUACCUCUGAGCCACAUCACAGUCACAUCCCAGCCCUUAACAAACAUGCUUAUUGACUUUGUUUGGAUCAGGAGGAUCCUGGAAUGUCUGGGAAGGUGGGACACAAAUGAUCUUGAGGGGUAGGGUAUGGAUGUCACCAAUAAACUAGGGAUGAGGGCAUGUAGAGGCUGUUCAUGAAGCAGCAUGUCACUGCCUUUGAAGUUGUGGGGCUUGUCCUGUGUCACAUUCCCUGCUGUCAAGGGGAGGAGCUGAACUGGGAAUGGACCACAGGCUCACAAUUCACAUGGGGACUGUGAUGUGGGUUCCCAUCUGGCCCUUGUGGUUUCCCAAGGUUGGGCAGGAGUGUAUGCCUUUUCAGGGUCUGCCUCCUUCCCUUUGGGAGAAUAAGGACCCAAGUGAUUUUGGAGGUCAUGGUUUAAGGGAGGACAAAACUCCUGGAGAUUAGGCCUAGGAGGCCCUCAUCUGAAGAAGCUAGAAAUUCCACACAUAGGCUCUGUUUGUUUAUGUUUUUUUUUGGUGGGGAGGGGUACCCGGGAUUGAACUCAGGGGCACUCAGCCACUGAGCCACAUCCCCAGUCUUAUUUUGUAUUUUAUUUAGAGACAGGGUCUCAUUGAGUUGCUUAGUGCCUCGCUAUUGCUGAGGCUGGCUUUGAACUCGCGAUCCUCCUGACUCAGCCUCUCCAGCCGCUGGGGCUGGGCUUACAGGUGUGCGCCACCACUCCUGGCUUGUUUAUGUUCUUGAGAAGAAAAAGUCCUUGUUACAAAACAGUCGAGAUUGGUCCUGGCCUUCUGCUUCUUGCCCUGUGAACUAAGUCCAAGAAGAACCAGUGACUGCGACGGAGACUGGGCCAGUCAAGUCAGUUGAUGGCUCCAAUGCCCUGCCCGAGGUCAUCUGCCUGCUGACUGCUACUGGAAGCUCUUUGUGGGCGGACUUGACUGGAGCACGACCCAAGAGACUCUGCGCAGCUACUUUUCCCAAUAUGGAGAAGUUGUUGACUGUGUUAUCAUGAAAGAUAAAACAACCAACCAGUCUCGUGGUUUUGGAUUUGUCAAAUUUAAAGACCCAAACUGUGUGGGGACGGUGCUGGCCAGCAGACCACACACCCUGGACGGCCGGAAUAUCGACCCGAAGCCAUGCACUCCUCGGGGAAUGCAGCCAGAGCGAACACGGCCAAAGGAAGGAUGGCAGAAAGGACCCCGGAGCGAUAACAGUAAAUCAAACAAGAUCUUCGUUGGUGGAAUUCCUCACAACUGUGGUGAGACAGAGCUCAGGGAAUACUUCAAGAAAUUUGGAGUGGUCACCGAGGUGGUUAUGAUCUAUGAUGCAGAAAAGCAGAGGCCUCGAGGUUUUGGAUUUAUUACUUUCGAGGACGAACAAUCAGUGGACCAGGCUGUCAACAUGCAUUUUCACGACAUCAUGGGCAAAAAAGUGGAAGUUAAACGGGCCGAGCCUCGGGACAGCAAAAGCCAAGCGCCCGGACAGCCAGGUGCCAGCCAGUGGGGGAGCCGUGUCGUGCCCAAUGCCGCGAACGGCUGGGCAGGCCAGCCCCCGCCCACGUGGCAACAAGGAUACGGCCCACAAGGAAUGUGGGUGCCAGCAGGACAGGCAAUUGGUGGCUACGGACCACCUCCUGCGGGAAGAGGAGCCCCCCCACCGCCCCCUCCGUUCACCUCCUACAUCGUGUCCACCCCUCCUGGCGGCUUCCCCCCUCCUCAGGGCUUCCCACAAGGCUAUGGUGCCCCACCACAGUUCAGUUUCGGCUAUGGGCCUCCACCUCCACCGCCGGAUCAGUUUGCCCCUCCUGGGGUCCCUCCUCCUCCUGCCACUCCUGGGGCAGCUCCACUGGCCUUCCCACCACCUCCAUCUCAGGCCGCCCCAGACAUGAGCAAACCCCCAGCAGCCCAGCCAGACUUCCCCUACAGUCAGUAUGCAGGUUAUGGGCAGGACUUGAGCGGCUUUGGACAGGGCUUCUCCGACCCCAGCCAGCAGCCCCCUUCCUACGGGGGCCCCUCAGUGCCAGGGUCAGGGGGCCCCCCUGCCGGUGGCAGUGGCUUUGGACGAGGUCAGAACCACAACGUGCAAGGAUUCCACCCCUACCGACGCUAACCGCAGCGCCACACAACCCGCCCCGGCCGAGACCAGGAUUGGAGACUCGUGGACUGUGACAAUCACAACCUGGGGGGGAGGGGGGAGGGCAGAGGCUUCGGAGCUGGCUGUGGGUGACUGGACUGAAGUUUUUAAAUAUAUUUCUUUCUCUGACCCAUCAGCACAAUAAAAAAAAAAGUCACUGGUUCAACAACAGGGUUUAAAAAAAUGUCUUCAGCUUUAAUUAAAAACUUCAGGUUUCUUUUUCUUCUUCUUCUUCUUCAUUUUUUUUCGAAAUUAUUUUCCUGAGCCUUUUGUUUUACCGUAUAUUGUAAACUUUUAUGUUAAAGAAAAAAUAUACAUUUACAAAUUGUGAGAUUUUUAAGAGAAAAUUUUCUACGAUGUAUACUGGCUUAUUUUUUAAUUUAAAAACAGGGUUCGGUCGGCACUGGUGGGAGGGGGGGUGUUUUUAGGUCCCCUCGAUCCUGGCUUGGGGGUUGGGACUUGUUGGUCCAGAAACUCUGGGAGCUAAAGAAAUCUACUGAGUGUGUUUUGUUUUUUGUUUACUCCUUGCUUUUGUCGGCCGGCCUGCCUGGUAGCAUCUGCAGUGCGCUGUGGAGGUGGGUCACUCUUGGCUGGCCACGUGGCAGCACUGACUUCCACAGCCUGGACCCUGUGCAGCAGGCACAGUCUUGCUAGAAGCCCACCUCCUUGGCACAUGGCUUUAGGGCGUUUCCCACUGACCAGUUUGACCCUGGUUUGAAUAAAGAGAAGUGCGUUUGGAUUAGAAA
Marmota monax (woodchuck) is the source of this 5164-nucleotide messenger RNA. RefSeq names its product DAZ associated protein 1 (gene Dazap1). Lineage: Eukaryota; Metazoa; Chordata; Mammalia; Rodentia; Sciuridae. Gene Ontology annotation, molecular function: RNA binding. The transcript has 12 exons. Gene Ontology annotation, cellular component: cytoplasm. The coding region runs from base 3294 to 4394 and encodes 366 amino acids. The record is from RefSeq and is a predicted model, not a curated record.